UAGGAAAUACACGCCCUGUCCAUUUCGCUCUCCUCGCCCAGGUUUGUUUUGGGCCCUUCAGUUCCUGAUAGGAAGAUUCGAGACGGCGGGGUGAAAAAGAGAUAGCAUUGCCCUUUUAGCAGGAGAGCUUUCCUAUGCCACCGGAUCAAGGCGACGUUUGCCCAUCCGGCGGCCACACCAUUCUACACCUGUCGCGAUCGCUGUUCUCCUUUCCGCCUUCUAACACAGCUGACAACAACACGUCUGGUGGAUGAUUUUAUCCGCAGUGCUACAACCGGACAACACUAUGUCAAGGCACCAGCAAAGGACGCCGUUCAAACUCCCUCAAAACGUUGUGGAGGUCAAGAGCAAAUUUGAUGCAGAGUACCGCCGCUUCGCCCUGAAGCGGAGCGGCGCCGGAAGCUUCCAGGAGUUCUACCGCCUGCUGCAGAGUGUCCACCACAUCCCGGGGACGGACCUGAUGCUGGGCUACGCCGACAUUCACGGGGACCUGCUGCCGAUCAACAACGACGACAACUUCCAGAAGGCCGUCUCCUCGGCCAAUCCGCUGCUACGCAUUAUACUCACCAGAAAAGAGGAUGAGCCCAUCGUGUUUGCCACCAACUCUCUCCAGAGACGGAAGAAGGGGCUGGGCUUGACGGGGCUCCGCCCUAAUGCCUCGGGCUCCACCCACCAAAAGAACAAGCCGGGCCUCAUGAUUGGUCUCCCGCAAGACUUCCGGCAGAUCUCGUCCAUAAUCGACGUAGACAUCCUGCCCGAGUCGCACCGGCGGGUACGGCUCCACAAACACGGCACCCGCAAACCGCUGGGCUUCUACAUCCGCGACGGGGUCAGCGUGCGCGUGACCCCCCAGGGCGUGGAGAAGGUCCCCGGGGUGUUCAUCUCCCGGCUGGUGCGUGGGGGGCUGGCAGAGAGCACGGGGCUGCUGGGGGUCAACGAUGAGAUCCUGGAGGUCAACGGCAUCGAUGUAGCGGGGAAGUCUCUGGACCAGGUGACGGACAUGAUGGUGGCCAACAGCCACAACCUCAUCGUGACGGUGAAGCCGGCCAACCAGAGGAACAACGUGCUGCCCCGGGGCAGCAAGGUCUCCGCCGGCAACGCCUCUCUGGGCUCCGGGUCCACAGGCUCCGCCCUCUCCUGCGACUCGCCCAGCCCGGUGUCCCAUAGCAACCCCAUCACGGCCAGCGACAGCAUCGCGGAGGGCUACAGUGAGGAAGAGGACGACGACGGCGACCUCAUCAUCGAGAACGACAACCUGUCGACGUACAUUCCCCACAACUUACACAGCAGCAACAACGGCAACUACAGCAGAGACUCCCUGGGCCGGCUCGGCUCCGUCGCCUCCAGCGCGCCGCUCGCGCACAGCGCCUCCAUGCCCAGUAGCUUUGUCACCUCCACCAGCGACACUUCCAUGACGACAGUCAAUCAAAACGGAAGUCCCGCCCACACGGCCAGCAGCAGCAGCCAGGAAAGCAUGCGAGAGGACGGCAACAGCAUCACCCUGUAGCCACCGCUAGAGGGCGCCAAAAACACACAGCCGAAGAGCACCAGAGCCGAGACUUAACUCAGUAGCCGCUGUUAAGAAGGCGCCAAACUCACCUGAACAGCACCAGGGCCUGGAAUAACUCUGUAGCCACCACUAGGGGGCGCUAAACACACUCAAAAGAGCAACAGGGCCUAGUCUCACUCUUAUCCCCUUUUAAAUGUAAUAGGCCUGAAUAGGUUAUUUAUGGUGCCCCUCACUAAAUAACCUUCAACCCGCCACACUCAAAUAAACUACCCUCACGGGUUCUAGGGUGAAAGAUAGGGAGUUCCAAUGCAAAAAAGUGAGAAUGUUUAGGUUAUGUAAACUCCAGUACUGCAUGUGUGUUCCCCCCCUGAAUGUAUAUUGGUUGAUGCAAUCUCUAUUGCAUAAACAGGAAUUCAUUAAUUUUAGAAUAACAUACUUCCAAUGGUUUAUUUGCUCUUGCUACAGUGCCAAUACCUUACGGUCCGUUACUUGGUUGUCUUCAGUUGCCUAUUUGGAGGUGUGUUAAGGUAAUCGGUUUGGUUGUUAGUCUCAUGGUUCCCUGUUGUUCUUUCCUUGGCCCGGGUAACCUUGCCUUUUAACACUAUCCUCCCAGCUCCACUGAUAAAACUAGUAUGCAUUUGUUGAAUUUUCCAUUUACGUAUGGCUCUGGAUGCUCAGUGAAAUGAACCUUUCAACAGAUGUACCCUGAAACAGUGAGAUCAUUCAGAUCAACGCGAUGUGAAUGAUAACAUGCCUUACCUUCAAACAUUGCGGAUACAACCGCUGCAGUACUUGAUCAUGUUUUGAGGUCACAGAAUACAAACUAUGAAAAAAAAGCCUGUGUACACAGACACACAUGCUACACUUGCAUUCUCCUUAAAACAAAAAAGAGCUGCAGAUUUUAUUUUAAUGUAUAAUAUAUAAGCAUAUGAGAUGAAAAUGAAGGAUUAUAAACAAGGGAAUUUUGAUUACAUGGGAUGGGAUUUUCUAUGUAAAAGAACCUUUUAUAUUAAGUGCGAAUUGUGCAGAGUAUUUUUCUUAUUGUAUUUUUAAUUGGGUCUGGAGGAGAGGCAAAGUGGGAACAGCCGAAACAUGAAGGAAUAUAAUGGAAACAUACCAGUGGCAGAGGGCAUUCAAAUGCACACUGUGUAUGUGUUCUCUCAAAUCAGUCUACAGUAUUUAUUGGGCCCUAAUAAUGGCUCACAAUUUAUCCAUAUGUACUCUUAAGCUCUUUGUCCUAUACCAAUUGGGCUUGCAUUUAUUGUGGCAGGCUAAGACGAAUCUCAAGUCUACUGGGAACCCAGCUCAAAAACCUGAUUCUGUUGAGAACUGGACAUGAUGUUUGAUUGUUUUGAAAAUAGGGGGCAAUAUCAUUUUUGGGAGUCAAUUAUUUAUUCAUUCCUUAAUUCAUUGAAUAGUUCCCUUUUUCAUGUGAUGAUAAGUUACCAAAUUGGUAUGCAGAAAAUAAAAACAUUUAAUGCACAAACAGAACUAGGUGAAAUAAAUGAUGAAUGCAUUGGUUAAUACAGUUAAAAUGCACCUUACUGUAGAAAAGUAAUGCUGUAAGUAGUUGAGGGGAAAGGUUGGUCAUUCCCAAGCCGACUCUUUGAACCAAGCAUACUUUGGGCUUGGAGGCACUGAGGCAGGCCACUUGGUGUCUCAGUCAAUAGGCCUUUACAAUUGAACUGUGAGUGAUUGGAAGGACACAUUCUAAUCUUCAAGUCACAAACUGUUGUAAUAAAGUACUAUGAAAAUUA
Molecule: messenger RNA, 3267 nt
Organism: Gadus morhua (Atlantic cod)
Lineage: Eukaryota; Metazoa; Chordata; Actinopteri; Gadiformes; Gadidae
Product: partitioning defective 6 homolog alpha
Exons: 7
Coding region: 251-1507 (418 amino acids)
Biological process (GO): centrosome cycle; establishment or maintenance of cell polarity; regulation of cellular localization
Cellular component (GO): apical plasma membrane; nucleus; cell cortex
Molecular function (GO): protein binding
Source: RefSeq, a predicted model, not a curated record